Haliaeetus leucocephalus (bald eagle) is the source of this 1020-nucleotide messenger RNA. RefSeq names its product acid phosphatase 5, tartrate resistant (gene ACP5). The transcript has 5 exons. Gene Ontology annotation, biological process: bone resorption. Bases 64 to 1020 code for a protein of 318 amino acids. NCBI's taxonomy places the organism in Eukaryota, Metazoa, Chordata, Aves, Accipitriformes, Accipitridae. Gene Ontology annotation, molecular function: acid phosphatase activity; ferrous iron binding; ferric iron binding. The record is from RefSeq and is a predicted model, not a curated record.
CCCCUUUUGGGCCUAUAAAGCGCCGGAGGGGACACGCGAGGGAAGACGCGAGGGGUCACGAGGAUGCUGGCGCUGCUCUGGAUGACAGUGACGGUGGUGGCCGGGGGGGGCCCUGAGGUGCAGUUCCUGGCGGUGGGUGACUGGGGGGGGGUCCCCAACCCCCCUUUCGCCACCCCCCGUGAGGUGGCCACAGCAGCAGCCAUGGGACAUGCAGCCACCGACCUCGGCGCUGACUUUGUCCUCGCCCUUGGGGACAACUUCUACUAUGAGGGGGUGCGGGACGAGUGGGACCCCCGCUUCCAGGAGACCUUUGAGCGGGUGUUCACAGCCCCGGGGCUGCGGGAGCUGCCCUGGUUCGUGCUGGCUGGGAACCACGACCAUGCUGGGAAUGUCACCGCGCAGCUGGCAUAUGGGCACCGCUCCCCCCGAUGGCACUUCCCGCACUACUACUACAGCCUGCGCCUCUCCCUGCCGGGCACCAACGUCUCGGCCCGGCUGCUGAUGCUGGACACGGUGCUGCUCUGCGGUGGUGGGGAUGACUUUGGGGUGGGGGGUGCCCCCAAGGGCCCCCAGGAUGCGGGGGCAGCGGCAGCGCAGCUGGCCUGGCUGCGGGGACGCCUGGCUGCUGCACGCCACGACCACUACGUGCUGGUGGCUGGCCACUACCCGGUGUGGUCGGUGGCCGAGCACGGCCCCACUGCCUGCCUGGUGCGGCUGCUGCGGCCGCUGCUGCGGCGCCACCGCGUCACUGCCUACCUCUGCGGCCACGACCACAACCUGCAGUUCCUGGAGGAAGGGGGGGUUGGCUAUGUGGUGAGUGGUGCCGGCAACUUCAUGGAAGAGUCCCAGCACCACAGCGGGGCCGUGCCCCCCGGCUCCCUCCGGUUCUUCUUCGGGGCGCCCGCGUCCCCCGGUGGCUUUGCCCACCUGCGCCUGGACGCCCAUGCGGCCACCGUCACCUACCUGGAGGCCACCGGCCGCGUCCUCUACCGUGUGGCCUUGCCCCCCCGUGACCUGUGA